ACCCUCCACCAUCAUUGCCAUUUGAAAUAAAAAGAUCAAGAACAAACAAUCUGCCAGUUUAUGUUGAUAAGAAGCGUGGAGGAAGUUUAGUUCUUACAGUGAUCAGAAAUAUCAAGGGAGAUUUGAAUGUAAGUGUGAUUAUUAAAAGGGCUGUCAGUGAAUAAAUUUCAUCCCCUCUUACACCAUCUCAGAACAGACAAUUUGAAGAGAAAAGACAGUUUUCAUCCUAGUUAUUUUGUAAUCUCAGAUUUUUUGCUAUCCACCCUCUCACACUGCAGAACAAGUCUGCUACUGUGGGUUAAAAUCUAGUGUUGUCUACUGCUAUCAUAUCUUUGUCUAUCUGGUGUAACACAAGAGCAAUAUCUGCACCACACUACAUUCAUCAAGCCUUCUGAUUACAAUCUAACUCACCUGUCAACAACACCUUUUUGAUGAAUAACAUUGUAAAGUAAGACACACUCGAGUGCAUUUCAGUUUAACUUUUGGACGAUAACCAAGCUCCACACCAUGCAUUCUAUGAAAUAAACUUUAUUUGCUUUCUAGGAACUUGUGAGAUUUUUAAAAGAAAAUUUAGGAGAGGACGUUCAUUUUCAAACAAAUGAAGUAACAAGUCAAGUAAAGAUAAAAGGUUAUCAUAAAGAAGCUGUUGUAAGAUUGUUGAAAGAACAUGGAUUUUAG
Messenger RNA from Paramuricea clavata, 678 nucleotides. The record is from the annotation of a GenBank genome assembly. Lineage: Eukaryota; Metazoa; Cnidaria; Anthozoa; Malacalcyonacea; Plexauridae.